AUGGGUUUAAAAACAUUAAAAGCGUUGAACACACCACAAGAAUCAACCCCUGAUUAUAUGCGAGAAGAGAUCGAAGAAAAUCUUGAAGAAUUAAAUUCAAAACUUGGCGCCCCUAUAUCAAACAAAGAUGCAUCUCUUUAUGAUGCUCUCAAGAAAGGCUCAUAUUUAAGUAAAUUUGAACAUAAAGAAAAGAAAGAAAAAAACAACAAUUUUAUUCAAAAACAAAUUAAAGACAAUAUUAUAGUUGGUAACUUUAUGAUAUAA
Messenger RNA from Cetraspora pellucida, 264 nucleotides. The record is from the annotation of a GenBank genome assembly. NCBI's taxonomy places the organism in Eukaryota, Fungi, Glomeromycota, Glomeromycetes, Diversisporales, Gigasporaceae.